GUCAUCACAUCUCCUGGCUGAGAAGAUGAAGGACAGAGAGGUGGCUGCCCUGCUCCUCAUGCAAAGCAUGAUUGCUCUGAAUGGAACAAUGGCAGCAACAGAAAUGACCCCUUAUCUCAAUGUGACACCUCUGUACCCAACUCAGCCUAGCAAGACAACUGGUGAUCUACGCACAUCCCCAAAGCUCUUUACUAAUGUGUCCGGCUCUGUGGAUGAAGAGGGAACUUGUCAGUGCUCUGUGUACUUGCCAGAUACCACCUUUCCAGUACAGAAGGCUGAGAAACUGGAAAUUAUAGCUGCAACGCUCUCAGAAAAAUUUGAGAGAGAGCUUUCUCAAGUUAGAGAGUACUCAAAAAGGAUUGAACUGUAUCAGCAGAAAAUCCUUAAUCUAACCAUAAGAGUGGAGCAUAUGGAGAAGAGCAGUGUGUCUUACACAGAACUGGACUUCCAGUUACUGAAAGUGGAAAUCAGUGACCUAGAGAGACUGGUCACUCAGCUGAAGCCCAGCGUUGUUGGAAGCAAUGUCAUCGUUGAGCAAAUAUAUUUGGAGAUCACAAAUCUGACUAUAUUGGUAAAUGAGCUAGAAUCACUGGACAAAAACAAUAUCCUUGCAAUUCGUCGACAAAUCGUGUCUCUGCAGAAUCGAUUGAAAGAGUGUGAAGAGAGCACAAACAAAACUACAGUACCUCCUUAUUUCCCACCAGGAAGCUGUAUUCACCGUGGACUGCUGAAUAUUAGCCAGCCCUAUAUUGCAAAGCUGAACUGGAGAGGCUUUUCCUACAAAUACGGUUCCUGGGGUAGAGAUUACUCUCCUUCUGACCCAGAGAAGGAAGUCUAUUGGGUUGCACCAUUGAACACGGAUGCGAGAUACUUGGAAUACUACAGAAUUUAUGCUUCCUUUGAAGAUUUGCUCCUGUUUAAACCUUUGUAUGAAAGUAGAAUAACAUAUGGGGAAGGAAGUGGUGCUGCCCUUUAUAAUAAUUUUUUGUACUAUAAUGCUGCUUAUAGUACAAGAUUUAUGGUGAAGCAUAAUUUAAAAACAAACAGCAUGGUUUUGAGAAAGGAGCUUCCAGAUGCUGUUACUGGUAACCGUUUCUCUUAUGCAGGUGUAUCAUGGCAAGCCAUAGAUUUUGCUGUGGAUGAAAGUGGUCUGUGGGUAAUAUAUUCAACAGAAAAUAGCAUGGGCAACAUUGUGAUUAGCAAACUCAAUGAGACCACACUUGAUGUGCUAAAUACUUGGCAGACAAGACAGUACAAGCCAUCUGUUUCCAAUGCUUUCAUGGUAUGUGGUGUUUUGUAUGCCACAAGGCCAAUGAACACUAGGAAAGAGGAAAUCUUCUACAUGUAUGACACGAGUACUGGCCAAGAAGGUAGGAUUAGUGUCAUUAUGGAUAAAAAAUUGGAUACAAUCCAGAGUAUUGAUUAUAGCCCCACAGAUCAGAAACUGUAUGUUUACAAUGAUGGUUACCUUCUCAGUUAUGAUGUCACCUUUCAACCUUAGUUUCUCUGUGACAUAACCAUGCUAUAAAACUGGCAGCAACUAACAUGAGAGAUCUGAUAUGCCUUUAGACAAUGCUAUUGCCAGUUUAGGGUUCAUCUGGUUUCAUGUACUCUGUCUGUGGCUGUUGUAUCUUAUACUCUUUAGAGGAAUUGCCCACUCUGGUCAGUAGUAUUGCUGCCAGCAGUGUUUGGCAGUACUGCGUUCUUCAGGUUUUGAUUGGUGUUUGUUGGUGCUUGGUGCUUUACAAUUAUCCUGCCUCUAAAGGUAGAUUUACUGCAUAGAUUUAGUGCAUUUUGUUCACAGAAACUGAUAGGCACAACCUAUUUACUGGCCGAGAAGCUAAUUACCCACUGAUGUGCAUUUGUCAGUGUAGCACUGGCAAGGCGUCCAGAAACUUAGAAUGUGUUUCUAGUGAUCUUCAUCGGAGUGAAUUGAUGGCCUCAGAGGAAUUAAUCAAAGGGUUAAAAUAGUGUAGGAAGUAGACUUGGGUGAAAGACAGAAACCCAUUUUCUUAGGCACAAGUUGUAGUACCUGGCUCAAGGCUUCAGGGAGGAAGGCAGAAAUGCACUUUGCUGUUUGCAGCCCUGUCGCAGGUAGAGGAGAGAAUGCACCGGGACAGUCACAGAGCUCACUGCCCUUGCUGUCACUGAUGCACUGAGAUAGCUGCCCCUGUGACCCCACCCUUAGCUGCCUCCCCUCACCUCAGCCCUCUCUCAAGCUGCCACAGCACCAGACUGGCUUCCCAGAGUGAAGACAGGGGCAAAACUGGCAGCAGGGCUUUUGCCAACUUUCUGUCUGUACCACUCUGCUCCACUUUGUAAUGCUCUGUGCCUAGACCUGGCCUUACAAGUGGUCUCAUUGCAGUCUAGCCAUGUUGUGUGGUCAUGAUGGCUCCAUUUUCCUGGCAGUACAGUGCAAGAAACCUUGUUUUCCUUUCCUUUAUGCUCUUGUAAGUUGAUAUAAAUCCUCUCACUUAUUUUAUUGGUCUUGGGUGGCUUUUAGGUAUAUACCAUGCAUUGCUAUAGAAUGACAGUCAUGUUAUUCAAUGUGCCUCUAUUGAACAUUUUUGCCAUUCUGUAACUAGAUUCCUGAGAGACUUGUUAAUGUAGGGUCCAAUUUGCUCCUUGGGUCAUUCUGUCUUACAGCAAAGUAAGAGGUCUUGUGGAAAAUAGAAGUCUGGUCAAACUAGCUGGAUAUAUGUGUGUUUGUUUGUUUUUAAAUGGGCACUGUGUAAUCGUUUUUGAGUGUGCGCACUGUGUCAAUGUCUUACCUUCAGCAUGUCAGCAAGCUAAAAUACUGAAAUUCAGGGCUCCACAAUGAUGAAGAAAGCAGCUCAUGUAGUCCAUUUUCUUCUGUUAUCUAUUCAGUCACUUCUGUGUCCUUUGAUAAUCAAAAUCAAUGCAUAUGCAAAUGAUUGGUUUUUGUUGUAAUAAAAACUGUAUUUCAA
This is a messenger RNA of Apus apus (common swift), 2948 nucleotides long. RefSeq names its product olfactomedin 4 (gene OLFM4). Bases 26 to 1501 code for a protein of 491 amino acids. The transcript has 6 exons. Lineage: Eukaryota; Metazoa; Chordata; Aves; Apodiformes; Apodidae. The record is from RefSeq and is a predicted model, not a curated record. Gene Ontology annotation, biological process: signal transduction.